Molecule: messenger RNA, 1151 nt
Organism: Leptopilina boulardi
Lineage: Eukaryota; Metazoa; Arthropoda; Insecta; Hymenoptera; Figitidae
Gene: Pis
Product: CDP-diacylglycerol--inositol 3-phosphatidyltransferase
Exons: 5
Coding region: 223-876 (217 amino acids)
Biological process (GO): phosphatidylinositol biosynthetic process
Cellular component (GO): membrane; Golgi apparatus
Molecular function (GO): CDP-diacylglycerol-inositol 3-phosphatidyltransferase activity
Source: RefSeq, a predicted model, not a curated record
AAUUCUUCUUCGAGAAUUCUCGAAUCAUUGACGUUCUGGAUAAUAUUAUUUUCUGCGUUUCUGGCGUGCGUGCAACACUGGAUAUUUCAAUUGUUAUUUCUCUCACUCUUCCAUUUAUUCACAAACAAAUCCGUGAAAUAAGAAUUCGAAAAAUAAAUAAUAUAUAGUUUCACCAUCAAAGUGUCAGUUAUAUAGAAGAAGCGAAUCGAAUAAACGAGAAAAAUGACGGAAACAGAAAAUAUUUUCAUCUUUGUACCCAACAUUAUUGGAUAUGGAAGAGUGAUAUUGGCCCUAAUAUCAUUUUAUUUUAUGCCAACACAUCAUGUUAUUGCAUCGUGGUGUUAUAUUACAAGUGCAUUAUUGGAUGCAUUCGAUGGACAUGCAGCUAGAUAUUUUAAUCAAAGUACAAAAUUUGGAGCAAUAUUGGAUCAAUUGACAGAUCGUUGUGGAACAAUGUGUUUAUUAGUUACAUUAAGUCAUUUUUAUCCAGCCUAUACAUUUUGGUUUCAAUUAAGUAUGGCCAUCGAUAUUUCAUGUCACUGGAUUUUUUUACACGCAUCAUUGCUUCAAGGGAAAACGAGUCACAAAUUUAUUGACAUGUCCGAUAAUCCAAUAAUGCGAGUUUACUACACAAAUCGAACAGUAUUGUUUUUUAUGUGCGCAGGAAAUGAGGCAUUUUAUGCUGCUUUGUACCUUUUGCAUUUCACCGAAGGACCCAUACUGGCCGGAAUAAGUUUGUUCAGGGCAAUUCUUUUGCUCUCAGCUCCUGUGGCACUUGUAAAAACAAUUCUAUCUCUAAUUCAUGGUUAUGUGGCGUGCAUUAAUAUUGGAAUAAUCGACGUUAAAGAACGCGAACAACAGCGAAAAGUCAAAUAAAAAAAAAAAAAAAACAAAACAAAAAAUAAUAAUAAAUUUCUUAAAUGAAAUUAAUUAUUUAUUUAUAAAAAUCUCUAAAAAAACAAACAAAAAAACUAGUCAGCAUACAUGUGAUGAUAUGAAGAAAAUCAGUUCUUCCCGUAUAUAUAUAUAUGUUUAAAUAUUCACGUAACGAGAUAUAUAUAUAUUUUUUUCUUCCAGAAAUGAACAAAAAAUUUGAUUUAUUUACAAACUUUCACCGUCAAGUAAAAAAGUUCAAGUAUCAAAAAAAAAAA